UAAUUAAUAUUUGCAUAUGUAAAAUACGAGGAGUGCCUUGACGUAGUUCAAAGUCCGACUUUAUAAGAAGCCUUGAUCUUCCUCGCAAAUUCGAAUACGACUGUUCCAAAUCAGACUGACUCUUUCCCGCUCCGUCUUCGCCAUUGACGUUUGUGCGACUGACAUCGAAGCUUAAGAAGAGGAACAUAAGAACGCAGAUUUUCGAGAAAAUACAAAAGAAGAUAAGGCGAAGAUGCGGAUUCAAAACUCACUACCCCUUGCCUUGUUCCUCUCGACGCAAAGUGUUGCGGCGCUCGAUUUUGAUCUCAACCACCCAGAUACCAUUGAAGCUGCUGCCAAAGUUCUCGUUUCAAGCAUAACAACCCCUUACAACACCACAUUUUCCUCCAAACCAACCUUUCCCCUACCCGACAACCCCAAUCCAUAUCCAGCCUGGGUACCGCCGUCCGCGUGGACCGCGCUUAUCGAAUAUGCGCACCUUUCCGGUGACACAUCAUUCAACACACUCGUCGCGUCUGCGCUUCAAGAGCAAGCUACAGCAACAGACGGAUGGACCAAGCCGGAACUCAGCAAUGUAGAGAUGAGCUCUUGGGCGAUCGCCGCGCUGACGGCACUCGAGACUGGGCUUGAGGAACCGAGUGACGAGAGUAAAUCAUGGAUUGAUCUUGCGAAGGGUGUUUUCGAAAUGCAGGUUACGCGAUGGAACGAAGACAGUGCAGCAGCAUGCUCGGGCGGGCUUUUUGCCGGAGGCAGCGAUGGUGGAUCUGGAAAACCUGCGUUUGCGAACACAAACUUUUUCCUCCUUGCUUCGAGACUUGCGCUGGCUACUGGUGGUGAGGAUCCGGUGUUUGUGGAAUGGGCCGAGAAGGUAUGGACGUGGAUUGAAGGGACGAUGGUGGACAAGCAGAGUUGGAGCGUGAACGAUCUGAGCGUUGGAAGUGAUGGAAAAUGCGAGAUUGAUGGGGUAUGGUUUAGGGGGUAUAGAGAUCGUGCUAUUCUAAUUGAGGGAGUUGCAAACCUGUGGAAUUUGACCGCCGCUUCUACUGAAAAUUCGACCUGGACUGCUCCUCUCACUUCCCUGACAUCUGCGCUCUGCGCUACCGACUCCCCCGAGUGUCGCCCCGCAGCCACAGACAGCGAAGAUCAAACUGUAGACUACAUAAUACGUGGUUGCGAAUCAGGUGCAACAGGACAAUGCCCGUUCGACAACAGAGCUCUAAAAGGGCCUUGGAUCCGUAGUCUUGGACGCGCCGCAUCCUUAGUGUCGUCAUUGACGGAUGCCGAGGAGCGCCUAACGCGCAUCGUGGACGCGUCGGCUCAAGCUGCUGCGAGCCGGUGUCGCCCGCGGGAAGGUGAGGGCGCAAGUAUUGGUUGCGAUGUCAAGUGGUACAAGAGUUGCAACACGCCUGAUGGAUGGUGUAUGGGAGCAAUGCCGCCUACAGUUGAGGUUGGGGGGCUGGGAGAGGUUCAUGCUGCACUGGAGGCUGUGCAGGGCGUGUUAUGGACGACGUGA
This is a messenger RNA of Periconia digitata, 1513 nucleotides long. The record is from the annotation of a GenBank genome assembly. Lineage: Eukaryota; Fungi; Ascomycota; Dothideomycetes; Pleosporales; Periconiaceae.